Messenger RNA from Didymosphaeria variabile, 630 nucleotides. RefSeq lists its product as uncharacterized. The transcript is spliced from 2 exons. The record is from RefSeq and is a predicted model, not a curated record. The coding region runs from base 1 to 630 and encodes 209 amino acids. Lineage: Eukaryota; Fungi; Ascomycota; Dothideomycetes; Pleosporales; Didymosphaeriaceae.
AUGCCAGUGCAGAGUGCAACUACGCCCGUACAAAGUACCACUACGCCCAUAAUACCGUUGAUCACUCCAGAGCAGAGCGCUGCAAUCACCCAGGAUAACGGCUCGACAGAAACAUCGGUACCUAUGGUAGCUGGUCCGUCGGCUGACCGCAAUGUUGAGUCCAGCAAGUAUUACUGGCCUGACCUGUUAAAGGAAGACAUACCUAAUGCGCGUAUCUUCACAUUUGGAUAUGAUGCAGACGUUAUUAGCAUCACGGGUGGCGUCUCCAUGGAUCGCCUUGCAGUACAUGCAAGCAAUCUAGUAGGAGAACUGCACAGAGUGAGGAAAACUGAGAUCCAAAAAGCCCGCAAGAUCAUCUUCAUUGCACAUAGUCUGGGCGGAUUAGUCGUCAAGCGCGCUAUACAGGAUUCAGCUGAUAGUUCCGUUGCGAAGCUGCGACGGGUUGAAGAAGCGACAGCUGGCAUCGUGUUUUUGGGCACACCCCAUAGCGGCAGCGACCUCGCACCUUUUGCCACGGCAAUUGGGAGUCUUCUCAAAUUCUUUCGGAAGCGCGUGAAUGACGACCUUCUCAGCGUUCUGCAACGAGACUCCCCGGUUCUUCUCGACCUAGAGAAGUGGUUUGGACAGUAA